UGAAGCGUAGCUUUUGCCUCCGACGGACGUGUCUCAUUUUCAAAUUACGACAAUAACAAAAUACUAAUAAUAAAUUCGCGCAUAUACAUACAUACAAACACAUAUUUUUACGUAGUGAUCUCAUCGCAGAAUUCGCAACUACAAUGCAUACGCUUGGCACACUUGUAAGCGCACUGCUGCUGCUGACAGCGGGCGCGCAUGCGCAGAUCAAAACACACUAUCCUGCCGGCAUUAAGACGCACUAUCCUGCCGCACCGAACUCCGCCAACUUGCUGUAUAAUGAGCACAACUAUACGGCRCAGUACAAYCGCAMCUUCACUGCAGCGGACACCUAUCAGGGUGGCAGURCAGGCGUGGUGAGUGACAAUGCUGGCGUUGUUAAUGGCUAUGCUGUCGAUGGCGAUGGUAAGGCGCAUUUGGCUGGUGGYAACCACCUGGCAGCUGGUGAGGAAUACCACUACUAUGGCGCUGGCGGCAGUUACAGYAGCGGCGGUAGCUUCAGCAGUGGCGGCAGUGCUAGGCAACGCGUGCCACARUUUGUAGAUGCGGCCGCGGAGUUUGUCAACAAGACACGCUCUCAAAUGGCGUCUGGCAUUUGCUACACGGAAGUGCCCACCUCAACACUGGUACGUGAUAAAACGAUGAUACCAGCUGGUAACGGCACCAGUGCCGACAAGAGCAAAAUCCAAAUAUGCUGCGAGGGCUAUGUGCGCAACCCACACGUCUACUCACGYUGCGAUCCAGUCUGUCUCGACGACUGCCCCAACGGCAUUUGCACGGCGCCCAAUACCUGCGUCUGCAUACCCGGUAACGUACGCAAUCACGAGGACAAAUGCAUUUCCACCUGCCCCAUCGGCUGCGGCAAUGGUGUGUGCGAUGMACAAAAUCAAUGCAAAUGCAAAACCGGCUAUACGCUGGACGUGAAAACACAGAAAUUUUGUGUGCCUCAAUGCGACAGGCCCUGCGAUUAUGGCAAGUGUGUAGCGCCCAAUAAGUGCGAUUGCUUUGAUGGUUACCGUUUGACCGCCGGUGGUGUGUGUGAGCCGAAAUGCGACAAUUGCGAGAAUGGACGCUGCUCAGCACCGGGCUUGUGCACAUGCGAUCAGGGUUACACAAAAGUGGAUGGCGUUUGUGAGCCCGUGUGCACGCUCGGCUGUGAGAAGGGACGCUGCGUUGGACCCGACGUYUGCGCGUGCACCAAAGGUUUCGAGCUAGAUCGCUCYGGCACCAAAUGCAUACCACAUUGCGAUCAACCCUGUCUGAAUGGCGUCUGCGAUGGAGCGAAUAGUUGUGCCUGCAACCCUGGCUAUAUAUCGGACGAGGUACAGAAGAACGUGUGUCAGCCRCAUUGUCCGCAGGGCUGCCCCAAUGGCUACUGCACUGCACCAAACUUUUGCGUCUGUAAGCCAGGCUACCGCAAGUCUGGUAUUAAGGGCCGCCAAACGUGCACAGCUGUCUAGUGAAGUUUGUUGAAUUCUUUAAACUUUUUGAUUCUUGAAUGUUUUUCUCUUUAAUAGAAAAAAAGGCAAAAUAUAUAUUUAUAUUA
Bactrocera latifrons is the source of this 1546-nucleotide messenger RNA. Its product is annotated as von Willebrand factor D and EGF domain-containing protein. The transcript is spliced from 3 exons. NCBI's taxonomy places the organism in Eukaryota, Metazoa, Arthropoda, Insecta, Diptera, Tephritidae. Bases 144 to 1460 code for a protein of 438 amino acids. The record is from RefSeq and is a predicted model, not a curated record.